UUAACUGGAGUGUGUGUGUGUGUCUUUACUCAAAGGGCUCCGGCUGUUAAACAGCGAUUGAUCCAGAUCGCUUUUAAAGAGCCCUGUUUUUUUUCCCCCUGGAAGCUGUUUACUUUGAAAUCGAAGGUGCUUUGGAUAUAAUUCCAGCCGCUUGGAAUCUGAAACCCCGCUCCCAUGGAUCAUACAAUAUUUAGCUGCCUGCGCAGCUCCCAUGCCCCUGCACAGAACCUGCACCACUUCUCUCAGUCUCCACUGGCUCUCCAUGGAAGAUCAGACCAUGUGGCUUUUCCAGACCUGUCUCCUUCUUCUUGUAUCAUAACGGGAUUUCCUAAUGAAGAAAGCAUGUUUACAGCCCAGCGUCAUCAUCAUCACCUACAUCACCACCACCGAGGCCAUCCCCAGCACCAGCCCCAGCCCCAGGCACCGGCCGCUAGCCAGGCGACAUGGCACAUCCCUCAGAUCUCCUCACCCCCUCCCCUGGCGCGGCACACACUCUGUCUCCAGUCAGAAUCCGGGCCCCCGGAACUGGGCUCCAGCCUGGUGGACAGCAGUCCCAGUUUGACCCCCAGCAACCCGCCCUGUGUGUCGGGGGAUUACGGGAGGCCGGGGGUCACCCCAGUGGAGACAGAGAAAAGGAAUUCCAAGAGGAAAAGUGACGGCUCAGAGACACAAGAAUGCAGCUACAAAGGAGAGAUGAACAGCAAACCCAGAAAGGAAAGAACAGCCUUCACUAAAGAACAAAUUCGGGAAUUGGAAGCUGAGUUUGCUCACCACAACUAUCUGACCAGACUGAGAAGAUAUGAGAUAGCAGUAAAUUUGGAUCUCACUGAAAGACAGGUCAAGGUGUGGUUCCAGAACCGGAGGAUGAAAUGGAAACGUGUUAAGGGAGGCCAACAAGGAGCUGUUGCAAGGGAAAAAGAACUAGUGAACGUGAAGAAAGGGACGUUACUGCCCUCUGAGCUGUCUGGUAUCUCCACAUCAGGAGGUCAUCACGCUGGAGACAUUCUCUCAAAUGAUGAAAGCCAGGACAGUGAUCACAGUACUGAACUGGGCCAUUUGUGAUGUACAAAGAAAGGGAAUGUCUCAACAGAUUCUCAGGAAAGAAAUGGCAUGAGGAGAAUGCAAACAACAUUGUCGUAAAGUCUCUGCGUGAAUGACUCCUUGUGGACAUGAUGCAAACAUCAGAGCCUCUGAACAUUCCAUAUUUGAAAUGACAAUUGGACAGUUUGCAAGUUUAUGCCUUGACUUCCACUGUAAAUAAGAGCAGAAAUUGAUUCAAAGAUACAAAAUAAAUAUCAACAGAAAUUCAACAGAGAAUAACAGGGAAGAUUUAUUUUGUGUAAAUGGUGAAGCAGAAUAAAAAACACAUUUAUGAAGAAUGACUAUUUAAUCUUGCCAAUAGAAGAAAUCCUCAGCCAGUAAUAGGAAAUGUAGCAAUUCAAUAUGAUUGAAAUGUUAAAAUAGUGCUCUAAAAGAGACCAGUAGAGAAAGCAAUCACCUUCCCAUUAUUCUAAUUCAUAGGUGCAAUACAUUUCAAACGUAAAAAUAACUCUUCAGACAGUAGCAACACACAAGACAUUACUAUUACAGGGUUAUCCUAACAUGCAUUUUAAAACCUAAUGAAAUUCGCAAAUAUUCAGUCAGAUCAACAACAUAUUCAAACUCCUAUAGAUUGCUACUCAAGUGAAUGAGAGCAACAUUAAACAGUCACAAUAAAGGUUUAAUGGUUGUCCUGUCAGUAGUAAUUUCAUACACAUCAGAGUUAUUAAUCAGAAGUCAACUGAGUGUUGGAAAUCUUAUCUCCUAUGGCUAAAUAUUAUAAGAUUCUAUCAAGUGAAUACAAAUUGCAUAAUUAGCUAUUAGCAUAUUGUUAAACAGUGUAGUAAAUAUUUCAACUAAUGUUCCCUUUUUCAUUUUACUAAUUCAAAUAGACACUUCUAUUUCAUUCUGUUUGGUCAAAUUCGUUUUGCUUCAGUAAUUAAUCAAUCAAACAAAUAUGUUCAAAAUAAAAUGUAUGAAGUUGGAAAUUUGAAUCAAAAUCAUUAUUUUCAUUGUUGAGUCAUCAGUCUUAGCUAGUACAAUAAAAGCAGUUUCAUCCAAUAUUAUCAAGUUAAUCUAUUGGCAUUCUCCAAUAUUUGAAAAGUUUUUCAAGUACUUCCACAACAUAUAAUGUUGAUAAUGCAAUUUUAUGCACUGAUGUUAAACAGAUUUAGGUUAUGUAAACAUGAUUAUCUAAUAGCAUUCUGAAAUUCCUCAUGGCCCUUUCAUACUUGGAAUUGUUUAGGAGUCACUUUUAAUACAAAAAAUAGAUGCAUUAACCAAAUCUCUCACAUUCUAUUAAGAUGUGAUAAAUUAUUAAAUAAUAUGCAUAUCUAACCCAACCACAUUUCAAUCAGCAUCUUCUCUAUGAUAUUGUAUAUAGUAUAAUGGAAUAAAAUACAAGGUUAUCCCUCAAUCAAAAAUCGAGAACAUAACUCCUGACCUACCAUUAGGUGUCUGGAUAAGAUUUGGAUAACAACUAGACUAUGGAUUUUGUAUGCAAUGCUUAAGGACAGGGUGGACUAGAUGGCUGAAUGUUUUAUCUUCAUUCCUAUAAUGUAUACAAGAAUAAAAGUAACAUGCAGAAAUGUUUACAAAUGCUGUCUGAUUCAGAGAUUAGGUUCCAGUUUUUACCUCACUCCAGCAAGUAUGUUUUAUUAAUGUGUAUGAUAUUUCGUUGAAUUGUCAAAUCAACAAUUUGAAUGUGUUCCUAGUGUGGUUAUGCAUUCCUUCACAGGGCUACAGAUGAAUAGCUUACAAUUUCAGAAUUUCAUGAAAAUUUCAUACACAAUCUAUAUUAUCAUAGUGUCUGUAGUGCCAUCAAUCAAAAUAUAAAAAUAAUUGUAAAUAAUGUUUUAAAUAUAAGGCUUCAUUAAUUGCUUUGUAAAUAUGACUCUAAAUGCAUUGAGUCAAUGAUUAUGUCUUAACUCUCAGAAAGUCUAAUUCACAGUGUGUUCAGCAUUGUAGUAAUGCUGCACUUUAGCCUUCUAAAGUAUAACAUUUAUAAAUGAAAGAAAUAUGUUUUCAGAUAUCUGGAUAUGCAAUCACAGAUAAAAAUUUUGCCCCAGCAGCCUACAAUAUUUAAUAUAACAAAUGAUGAGACAGAAAACAAAAACAUUAUUGCUAUUUCUGUUUUUACAUUCAAGACUUUGGUGUAAGAAUUAGAGGAAUGUAAUAAAUUGGAUUGUCUUCAGAAAAACGUUUCGUAUGCUGAUAUACAGUAUAUGUGAUUACAAUUAAACGACACAACAUGUUAGUGAAGAAAUGGAUGAAAGAAUUGUGGAAAUCUUUUUCUGUUGUCUGUUUCCAAAUAUGAAACUCAAAUCCCUUGGUAGUGCCUCUAAAAUAAUGCUGUUUCUAUCGCAGUACCUACGUUAAGAGUAAAUGGUAAAUUUUCAAUGGGUUUUGAAAUAAUAUAUUAAAAAAACUCCUGCUGGUAUCAAAGCAAAUCUGU
Chiloscyllium plagiosum (whitespotted bambooshark) is the source of this 3493-nucleotide messenger RNA. RefSeq names its product mesenchyme homeobox 2a (gene meox2a). The record is from RefSeq and is a predicted model, not a curated record. NCBI's taxonomy places the organism in Eukaryota, Metazoa, Chordata, Chondrichthyes, Orectolobiformes, Hemiscylliidae. Gene Ontology annotation, molecular function: RNA polymerase II cis-regulatory region sequence-specific DNA binding; DNA-binding transcription factor activity, RNA polymerase II-specific. Gene Ontology annotation, cellular component: nucleus. Gene Ontology annotation, biological process: positive regulation of transcription by RNA polymerase II; somite development.